Sinocyclocheilus rhinocerous is the source of this 2267-nucleotide messenger RNA. RefSeq names its product NOC3-like DNA replication regulator (gene noc3l). Gene Ontology annotation, biological process: DNA replication initiation. The record is from RefSeq and is a predicted model, not a curated record. The transcript has 16 exons. Gene Ontology annotation, cellular component: nucleolus. NCBI's taxonomy places the organism in Eukaryota, Metazoa, Chordata, Actinopteri, Cypriniformes, Cyprinidae. Bases 173 to 2077 code for a protein of 634 amino acids. Gene Ontology annotation, molecular function: chromatin binding.
CAAAGGCAACGUAACCUUUGUCUCUCCAUUCAUGUAGCAUCUCCCUUAGUUUACUUCCUGUCCAUGUGGUGCAUGUGUGAAGCGUGCAUACUUACACUUUUUUUUAGUUUUUGAUUAAACUGAUUUACACAUUUGAAGCGUCUUCGAUAGUUGAGUCGAAUCACAGAUCAACAUGGGCCCGGCUUCCAAAAGGAACAAGAAAAAGAAGCCUAGCUUCAGAAAAUUACUGAAAACCAGCAAUCUGAAGCUGGAAAACAAACAGAAGAAUCGGCAGUUUAAGCAACAGAGCUCAGCUAAGAAACAACGCAAAGAACAUAGGAAACUUCGGCAAGCCAUUACAGAUGUCUCCCAUAAGACCCUCAAACCCCUGGAGCGCUAUAAGAAGAAACCAGAAGGGGAAGAAGAGGAGGACGAGGAGGAGUUCCUGGAGUCUCUGCCUGUAGACAUGAUGGAUGAGGAUGACCUCGAACAGAUCAGAGCCAUGGCAAAGAAAGCUUCCUUUCUGACUCGAGACAUCUCAUCCUGCGCUCCAGUACAUGCCAAAAAGCGCAAGUCCGAGCAGCAGGUGAAGAAGUAUGAGAAGAUGCCCAGGAAGAUGCAGCAGGAGGAAGAGAAAGAACUCAUUCAUCUGCUGCCCAUCAAAGACAAGAGCGGCCUGAUCCCUCAGAGCAUGGAGAAACCUGUUGUGCCGGAGGCAGAGGAAGAGGAGGAACCGAUCGACCAGGAUGAGUUAAAAGAAGAGGAGGAACCCGAGAGUGUUCCAUUGUUAACUCCUCAGGAGCAACUAGAGCUUCGCACUGAGAGACUGACGGAGAAGAAACUGCGCAUCGCAAGUCUGUCGUCUGCAGUACUCGCAGAUCCACAUGUCAAUAUCAAGAAGCUGAAGGAGUUGAGGGCCAUGCUGAUGGAGACGGACCCGUGCGUCGCCAUCACGGUCAGAAAGCUAGUCAUGGUGUCCCUCCUGGAGGUGUUUAAGGACAUUGUGCCGUCAUAUCGAAUCCGACCGCUGACGGAAGAGGAGAAAGCUACAAAGGUGAAAAAAGAGACGCUGCAGCUGAGGGAGUUUGAGGAGGGUCUCGUCAGCCAGUAUAAGUUUUUCUUGGAAGAUCUGGAACAGAUAGUCAAAGACUGGAAGCAGAAGAAGCAGAAGAGAAGUCAGGCCGUGUCUCUUCAGAGUUAUAAAGGUCUUGCUGAAGUGGCCAUCAGGUGCAUCUGUGAUCUCCUGGUAGCUCUGCCACACUUCAAUUUCCACAACAACAUCGUAGUCAUGGUGGUGCCUCUGCUGAGCGACCCCGUCAGGAAGGUGUCUGAGAUGUGUUGUGAAGCCGUCAGGAAACUGCUGAAGCAGGAUAAACUGGGUCAGGCCUCAUUAGCGGUGGUGAAGGUCAUCUCAGGCAUGGUCAAGGGCAGGAACUACAAGGUCAAACCUGAGGUGCUGAACUGUCUUCACUGUCUGAGAAUAAAAGAAGUGGAAAUGAAGAAAGAUACAGAAGAUUCUGCGCCAAAAAAGAAGUUCAUGUCCUUCAAGGAGAAGCGGACAAAUUUGUCCAGGAUGCAGCGGAAGUGGAAGAAAGCAGAGGAGAAGCUACAGAAAGAGCUUCUAGAAGCUGAGGCUUCAGAGAGCAAGGACAAGAAAAUUAAAUUGCACACAGAGACGCUGAACAUUGUGUUUCUCACCUACUUCAGAAUACUGAAGAAAGCUCAGAAGUCCAUCUUACUGCCCUCCGUUUUAGAAGGUCUUGCAAAGUUUGCUCAUUUGAUAAACUUGGAGUUCUUCGAUGAUUUGUUGGCGGUGCUGUACGGCCUCAUCACAUCAGGUGAUCUGAUGUAUCGCGAGAGCCUUCACUGCAUCCUCACCUCCUUCCACAUCCUCUCAGGACAAGGUGACGUCCUCAACAUCGACCCUUUGAAAUUCUACAACCACUUAUACAAAACGCUGCUGACGCUGCACGCAGGUGAGAUCUUCUCCAGUGUCUCUUUGUUCUGCACAUGCAGUGACACUGGGUUAUUUAAUAUGAGUGAGAACAUCAGUCACUUACACACCGUGGUGUCCCGGACAUUUAUUUUUAAGAAUUAAAUGCACAACUGCGAGACCCUCAAAAAAAAGUUUAAACUAAAAUGGUUUAAAACACGUGAUUUCAGCGUGAUAGACAUGAUAAUCAAAACCAAAGAGAUAUUUUUUUAGCAGAGUAUAUGAGGUAGGAGCUGUAAAGGCACUGUUCUAUUCUGGAAAAGGGGGCGGGGAACAGCAGCUCAUUUGCAUUUAA